AUGUUUCGACGUUUUCAACGUGCUCUAUCUUGUACAUCGAAACCUGUUCUUACCAGACUUACUGUCACUGCAACGCCUGUUCGGGUGAUCUCGCGAAGGAGAUUUGCGACAGUCUCGCCCUUGAUUAUUGCUCCAGGAGUUCCUCACCCUUCUGAGCCUGCACGAGAGAAAUCCUUAGAUGGCGUUCCACCAGGCGUGGGUAGUCACGUUCUCCGGGCGGCUUCCAGGGGAGAUCAAACAACAUUGGAGGAGAUCAUCAAGCAGUAUGUGGACAAGGCUGGCACGGUCCUCGACAUCUCGCUUCCCUACGAGUCCCGACCAUCUGCGACGAGGCGGCCGCUUUUGGAGGAUGUACAUGAUAGUUGCAAGGACGUUAUCACUGUGGCGCACUAUCCUCAGUUCGGCCGUGAACACAAAAUCACCCUCUCGUCGGGCUUUGCGGUGAACGCCCGAGAAAAGGAUAGGGAAACCUUGAUUGUAACAUGUGCACACACAUUGGAGGAGAUCAGGCAGUCGCCGUUGCUCCUUGCCGGAAAUUCCAAUCCCAUGAAGAAAUUGUCUGGGACGUUCGUCGUCGCUGGCACAGGGGAUACUGUCACCGUGUAUCCCGUCUCUAGAGUUGUAUCGUGCCUUCCUAUGUCUGAUUUACUGCUGCUGUCCUGUUCAAUCCCACCCGGAGUGGUGAAUACGCUACCGGUUUCCCCGUACCCUGCGCAUCGAGAUACCACCAUCCGCGCGCACUUCGUUUUACAUGACGAGUUUCAAGCGGGAAAAGGUUGGAGGCCUUGGGUUGGUGACAGUUGGGGUAAGUGGGUCGAAGGCAGAGUCCUAGGAUAUCGCGACUUUGCUGGACGUGAGACUCAUCCUGGCACAUAUGAUGCCUUAUCGCAUUUGCUAUUCACUCCUCUACCAACUGCAGGCUCAAGCGGUGGUCCGAUCAUCGACGAAGAAAGUGGCUCUGUCGUCGGUGUGAUGCUUGGAAGUCGGAUGGACAGUCGUGUCGAAGGUGUCCGUGGAUGGGGAGUACCCUCUGAGACGAUCUUCGAGAUGUUUACUUUACCAGGGUUGGAGUGCAAGAAGUGA
This is a messenger RNA of Cyclocybe aegerita, 1083 nucleotides long. Lineage: Eukaryota; Fungi; Basidiomycota; Agaricomycetes; Agaricales; Hemipholiotaceae. The record is from the annotation of a GenBank genome assembly.